GGAGAGAGGGGGGUCUUCUCUCUCGUCUCUCUGCUCUUGUGCAAGCAAAUCUACACCGUUGUGCAAAUCCGCAGAGAAGUCGAGAAAUCAUGACUUCUCAAAAGUUCUACCUGCAUCUGCUCACCUUUGUCACCUUACUGACUUUUCUGGCUCUCUCAGAGGUAGAAAGCGAGAACAAAUUGGAAAGAAUCUUGAAGAAAGUGGAUGGAGAUGUGAAACCAGCUGUGGCAGUGACUCCUUCCAAAGCCAAACAGUUCCUGUCAUCCCUAAAGAGGCCCAAAAGGAAUUUAUGGGACCGCAGUCGUCCUGACGUCCAGCAGUGGAUCCAACAGUUCAUGUAUAUGGGCUACGAUGAAGCAAGACUUGAAGCUGAUCUCGCAUAUUGGAUGGAUCACUAUCGAUCCAAUGACCAAGGUCGCCAGCAUCACUAUGAUGAAAACUCUCCCAUAGGUUCUCGAGGACCUGGAUCAUACAGGCAUGGAGCAGAUGUUAACUAUGACAACUACUAAGUCACCUUAUCAGAACUUAAAAUACAGUAGUUGACAAUGAAAUCAUUUUGUAAUCGGUAAUACACAUAUGAUUAAGAAUAUUUAAAGAUGAAAAUGUAUUAUUCAUCCGUCAUGAAUUACUCGCCCUUAUGAGAGCUUUCUCAGUCUCGACUGUGAAACAAUAAAAUAUUUUGUUGAUUAUUAA
Molecule: messenger RNA, 693 nt
Organism: Triplophysa dalaica
Lineage: Eukaryota; Metazoa; Chordata; Actinopteri; Cypriniformes; Nemacheilidae
Gene: ecrg4a
Product: ECRG4 augurin precursor a
Exons: 4
Coding region: 90-509 (139 amino acids)
Biological process (GO): regulation of cell population proliferation; anaphase-promoting complex-dependent catabolic process; central nervous system development
Source: RefSeq, a predicted model, not a curated record